AUGUGUCGCAUCCUCUAUCCCUUUGGUGCCCAAAUUUGGCCUCAGUACUUCAGCUUGUACCUACUGAGAUCCACCUUAAAGCUCUUUAAGCAGGCGGUGAUCAAUGGCCUACAGCAGGACCUGGAGAAUGACGAAAUCCGCCAGGCCAGCCAGCCACGCACCCGGCCCCAUUGGUUCCACGACAAGUCUUUUUUCGCGCUGAGUGGCCCAGGCUUUCUGAAUGAGGCUCUUGGCAUGCACCAGGGUUACCCUGGUCGCAUCCAACGUCCUUCCAUUGCCACCAUUCAAGUCGCGCGGGAGAAGCAAAUGGUCGCAGGUCACAACAAAGAUGAGGACAACGGAACCAAGAUCCAUCUUCUCAUGGGGAGGCAAAAUCUGCAUUACCCCACAGCCACGGCACGGCGAACUGGCCCACCACUCCACGAUGGCUCGGGGAGAUGGACAGAUUCCCAGCCGGGCAAUAGCCCGGCAAGGCAGAGGCAGAUACAGAGAGACAGACCGCUGCUGGUGGCCCGUAGGAACCAGAGAAGGGAAAGGAGGCAGGAUAUUGUGACCGGCGUCCCCGGUCGCGCGCCACCCCGCCAAGGCGCCGACGCUUGGCGUUUGCUGCCGUCGUCCGCGCCCGCGGCCAGGAAGCAAGCAGCCUGGCAAGAGCGCCCCAAGGCUCUGGACGUCAUCCCGCAGUGUCGCUGCUCUCCGACCUACCAGCAGGAACGCAAGUAG
Molecule: messenger RNA, 723 nt
Organism: Verticillium dahliae VdLs.17
Lineage: Eukaryota; Fungi; Ascomycota; Sordariomycetes; Glomerellales; Plectosphaerellaceae
Exons: 4
Coding region: 1-723 (240 amino acids)
Source: RefSeq, a predicted model, not a curated record